AUGGAUAACUCGUCGACAGCGCCAGAAUGGCGCCAGAAUUGGCGUUCAUCGACCUGGUUUAUCGUCACGGCCAUGUCUGCGGCGUUCUUCACUGACACGUUUCUGGCCAGCUUCAUCGUUCCCAUUCUCCCCUAUAUUCUCGAAGGCCGGGUGGGCUUAGACCCGUCUCAGACACAGACCAUGACAUCAUGGCUGCUGGCUGGGAAUGCAGCAGUCAGUGUGCUGAUCCGGAUGCCUUUGGCGCAUUUUGCGGAUCAGUCUACUUCUAGGAGGGGCUGGUUCAUUUGGGGGUUGGGAUUGGCCUUCGUGAGUACUAUUGCGACGGCGUUUGGGUCAUCCUUGGCCUUGCUCUUUGCUAGUCGAGCCGUACUCGCCAUUGCUAGUAGUGUGAUGUGGGUGGUAGGAUUCACGACUGUGGCUAAUGCUGUCUCGAUUCACAAUACUGGCAAGUCAUAUGCUGCAAUAUCCGUUGCCUCAUCAUUGGGUGCUUCGAGCGGGCCUAUGGUAUCGGGAAUCCUGUUCCAAUUAGCGGGAUACUGGGCAGCAUGGAUAUGUGCCUUUGUACUCCUCGGUGUCGACAUGGUCUUUCGACUAUUGAUGGUAGAAAAGCAGAAGGCCAAGAAGACCGAUGUCACAGGGAAAUCCGUUGCAGAACGGCACUCGGUCUCUGAAAGGUCUCCUCUACUCUCAGCUCAUGACAACCAAACUGGGACCGUCGAAACACAGGAGAAAGGGCCGAAUUUCUAUCGAUGCAUAUUCAGCAAACCGAACUUUACUGGCGGCGUAUAUUGCAGCUUUAUUUCGGGUCUUCUGACAGCCAUAUUUAAUGCUACAGUUCCACUUCAUACUCGCGACGCGUUUAAUUGGGGUGGUGUCCAGUCUGGUCUUAUAUUCGCUGCCCUGCAGGCUCCCCGGCUUGUAAUGUCUCCUUUGGUUGGUUGGCUGAAGGACCGGGUUGGCACACGGAUGCCGACAGUCUGUGGAUUUACUAUCUUGGCUCCGUUCAUCUGGCUUCUGGGCGUUCCCGGAAGCAAACAGUUCCUAUCUACGAGCUUCGAAAACUGGGGACCUGAGGUCUAUGUAAUAGCCAUGGUUUGCAUCGGAUUUCAGCUUACAUUUUUGAAUGGAUCAGGGACAAUUGAAGCUACCGUGGCUGUGAAUACUUUGCAAAAAGAGCACCCUGGUAGAUUCGGCCCGAAUGGAGGAAAGUCUCGUGCCAUUGCCAUCGCUGGUAUUGCCUACACAUUGGGAUUAUGCGUGGGCCCUAUUGUUGGUGGGGCACUAAAUGAAAACUUCGGAUACUAUGUUAUGAAUUGCGUUGUUGGUAAGGACCAUCCCUUUCCUUUCCAGGUGGCAGAGACGUUCGACCCUAACAUCUUCUAG
Molecule: messenger RNA, 1383 nt
Organism: Penicillium manginii
Lineage: Eukaryota; Fungi; Ascomycota; Eurotiomycetes; Eurotiales; Aspergillaceae
Product: MFS transporter
Exons: 5
Coding region: 1-1383 (460 amino acids)
Biological process (GO): transmembrane transport
Molecular function (GO): transmembrane transporter activity
Source: RefSeq, a predicted model, not a curated record